Hipposideros armiger (great roundleaf bat) is the source of this 7253-nucleotide messenger RNA. RefSeq names its product RNA exonuclease 5 (gene REXO5). The coding region runs from base 91 to 2523 and encodes 810 amino acids. The record is from RefSeq and is a predicted model, not a curated record. Lineage: Eukaryota; Metazoa; Chordata; Mammalia; Chiroptera; Hipposideridae. The transcript is spliced from 22 exons. Gene Ontology annotation, cellular component: nucleus. Gene Ontology annotation, molecular function: RNA binding; exonuclease activity.
UGCUUCGGCGGCGGUUACAGCGACGGUGGGGCCGGCGGCGGCGGCAGCCUGUGGUCUCCGCGGGGCUUGUCUUCGGCGAUCUCGGGUCUCAUGGAGCCGGAGCAGGGAGAGACGGAGAGGCGCCCCAAGCGGGUCCGGAAGAGGAGGCAGGCCCCGAGCGAGCUGGGCGGGGCGGCCGAGGCGAUGCGAGCCGGCUGGCAGCGCGCGGCGAGGCUUCCCCUGGUCAAGAAACCACGCUUAUCUACCAUCUUAUUUACUGAAAACUGUGAAGUAACCCAUGACCAACUAUGUGAAUUGCUGAAGUAUGCAAUUCUGGGCAAAUCCAGCGUUCCUAAACCCAGCUGGUGUCAGCUUUUUCACCAAAACUACCUGAACAACGUAGUGAUUUUUGUACUACAGGGGAUGAGUCAGCUACACUUUUACAAGUUCUAUUUGGAGUUUGGAUAUCUCCGAAAGGCGUUCAGACACAAAUUCCGCUUGCCUUCUCCAUCAUCUGAUUUUCUAGCUGAGAUCACUGGGCUGCAAAAGAAAGAAGCAACUGGGGAUUUGUCCACGACGAGCACAGAGUCUUUACCUUCCGUGAGCUCAAACGUCAGCGUCAACCUGCAGAACGACCCCAUCAUACAAAAGUAUGGCUCCAAGAAAGUGGGUGUGACCAAAUGCCUUCUCACAAAGGAGGAAAUGGAAAAAUUUCAGUUUCCACUACAAGGUUUUCCUGACUGUGAAGACUUUGUACCUACCAAAUGCAAUGGUUCUGUAACAGACAGCAGUCCUCUCUUUGGACUUGACUGUGAAAUGUGCCUCACAUCUAAGGGGAGAGAGCUGACACGUGUCGCACUGGUCGCGGAAGGAGGUGGUUGUGUCAUGGAUGAACUCGUGAAACCUGACAACAAGAUUUUGGACUACCUCACUAGCUUCUCGGGAAUCACAAAGCAGAGUCUUGACCCCGUAACGACCAAGCUCAAAGAUGUCCAGAAAAAGUUGAAAGCGCUGCUUCCCGCCAGCGCUGUAUUAGUGGGCCAUUCCCUAGACCUGGAUCUCAAAGCUCUGAGAAUGGUACAUCCAUAUGUUAUUGAUACAUCAUUGCUUUAUGUCAGAGAGCAGGGCAGAAGAUUUAAGCUAAAGUUCUUAGCCAAAGCUAUUUUGGGGAAGGAUAUACAGAAUCCAAAUAGGCUUGGUCACGAUGCCACGGAAGAUGCUAGAACAGCCCUUGAACUGGCUCAGUAUUUUCUUAAGUAUGGUCCAAAGAAGUUGGAGGACCCCAUGAACUUCUCCCGAAAGGGUCUCUGGAACCGCCAGGAGUUCUCGAACCACUUUGAGAAUCACUGCGUUCUAUUAUGCUGCCACUCGGUUUCCAGGGUUGCAGAACUAAACCUGGAGGCAAUAGUUAAUCGCCAGGAACUGCAAGCAGCAGACCAGGAGCUGAGCGGCACAGCAGGAACUCAGCAGCCCAACGCAAGCGUUUUAGACUGCCUGCACUCGGCGGGUCAGAAGCUCCUUCUCUUGACUCGGGAGGCAGAGACUAGUAAACUGUCUUCUUCUGGAAACUGUCAAACUGUUACAUGCCUGUCAAAUAAAGAGGUCCUUGAGCAGGCCAGGGUGGAGAUGCCCCUGUUCCCCUUCAGCAUCGUCCAGUUCUCUUUUGAACGCCUUUCACCCGCCCUCGCUGAGGAGAUGAACCAGAGGCUGAUAAUCAAGUGGACAGAGAUGUCGACAGUCUAUGCUGGGCCGUUUAGCAAAACUUGCAACGUUGCAGCUGUGAAGACGCUGUUUAAGAGCUUUGGCCCCGUCCACUCAAUCGCUCUCAUUCUUGAAACCCAUCAGCCGCAUUUCCGUGUACAGUACGAAGUCCUGGAAGCUGCCCAGCUGGCCAUUGAGUCCCUGAAUGGCGCUGUGGUAGAGGGCGGCCGCAUCCAGGUGCAGAGGCCUGUGACAGAGCUCACCCUGGACUGUGACACCCUCUUGAAUGAGCUGGAAGAAGACGCCGAGAACCGAGGGGCCAUCUACCUGUCAGGAGUGAGCGAAGCUUUCAGGGAGCACCUGUUGCAGCAGUCCAGCCUCUUUGUUGGCCUGGAAGCUGUGAUCUUGCCUAAAGAUUUCAAAACUGGAAAGCAGAGAAGCUACUGUUUCCUGAAAUUCAAAACGUUCUGCAGUGCCCAGAGCGCCCUCAAGAUUUUCAGAAGCAACGAGUGGAAGCUGAAAGGCAGGCACGCUCUGACCCCCAGGCACUUCUACACAUGGCUCCAGAGCCUGCCCCCCGAAUCGAGAAGGUCCCCGGGGCUGCAACUCGAGUCACCCUCCUUGGAGCAGCAGGCCCUGCAGAUUCUGAAUAUGGACCACCCGAAGAUAACUGCCUGGCGCUGGGGCCGGAAGAUAGGGAAGCUCUACCACAGCCUGGGCCCGGGCACCCUCUGCCUUAUCCUGUUGCCAGGAACCAAGAGCACUCACGGAUCGCUGCCUGGCCUGGGGUUGAUGGGGAUAAAGAGUGAAGAGGAAAGAGUCAUCCCAGACACGUGUUUGUGAGUCUGCCCCGCCUCCCGUGUGCCACCUUGUUCCUCGUGGGCACUGGCUGAGAAUGUGGCCGGCCUGCAGCCUCUCGAUCCAGCAGACGGCUUCGGGAAAGUUUACCGGCUAAAGUUCUAGUUAAUUUUUAUGGCAUGUAGCAAGUUUUCAAUAAAUGCCACUGUUCAAGCCUUCUUCUUCUGAAGGUGGUGAGGGAGGAAACCAGCUUCCUUCACGUCCGUCCGUGUUUCUGUGCAGUCACUGGAGCAGGGCCCGCUCCCUGCAGCACACUGUCAUAUGGCAUACAUGGUGAGGCAGCCAGGAGUGACCGCUCUGGGGAGAAAACCCAGCCAUGUCACACUUCGUCACAAUUGUAAUAUCUGAAGCCGAUUUCUGUAAGGCAGACUUUUCUCACUGGCAGCUCUUAUGAAACUGAAGGGGAGAGAUAGGCUGGACCGGAAAUCUGGCAGGUCCACUAGAGGAGAGCAAAGGCUGGCUUUAGUCCAUUUUUAGGAAUGCUCCCUCGCCGCAGCGUGAGGCUGCAGUGCCGUCCUUCACCACUAGGUGCCCCCAUCACACCACAGCCCCCUUGGAAGCAGGCGCUUCGAUCUCAGGGAAAGCCCUCACUGCUCAUUUCCACUCCCAAACUGUUACCAUUCCGCGUGGGAAAGGGACGAUCCCAAACCUGACAGAGAAAUGAGAUGCCGCCCGGAAAAGAUGAACUGACCUAGGAUGCAGUGUGUAUCACACCGACACCCCUUACACUGCCCCAUGUCCUGGGCCCAGCACUUCUGUCCUGUGGGAUAGGACAGCCUCACACAAACGUAUAGGGAGGAAGUGUCACGGGGUCAUCACAGUGCAAGUCUAGGGAGCCAUUGGCCAAAGCUGCCUAUGCACGUGCGCGCGUGAGCCCAGAGAGAUUCGCAAGAAGCGGCAGAAGACUUCUGGGUCCAGACCACCCAACUGAACCCCAGCUUCCUUACUUCCUCUUCGUGUGAAUGUGGAAAAAAAGUCUUCGACUCAAAAUGAACUCUCAAGGUUGAGCAUGUGAGGCAGUGUUUAAUCCUGUACCUUGUAGAAGAUGCGGCCCUGUGUGAGCACUGGGAACCCACAGCCAGAGCUGAAGGGCUUGCUCUGAGUGGAGACGCUGCACCCAGAAGCUUCGAAGCUUCUUGGUAAAGAGGCAAGUUCCCCAGGGGCCCUGCCCAACCCCCGGCAAGGCCGAGGACAUCGUGACACUAAGAGUUGCUGGGCUGCCUCCUGCCUGUGGAGCUUGAGUCUGGGAGCUGAGGGGCUUUUACCUGGAGACGCCAGUCCUCAGAGACAAGUACGCGCCUUCGGAUGGGGCUCGCUCCUGGGCAGGUCACUUAGCCUGUUAGAGUCCAUCAUCUCUACGGCUGUAUAAAAUGAGAAAGUAUCUACUUUUUAGGGUUAGUGUGAAUAUUCAGAGCCAGCUUGUGGAAACUGACAGAAAAGUGGGCUAUCGGUGAAUUAUUUUCCCUCUUGAGCCUCAGUUUCCUCACCUUUACAAUGGGACGAGUGCCUCCAUAGGGUUCUUACAAGGAUUACAUUAGGGAAAGCACAGUGUCAGUAAGUGACAUUUUACCACAUGCAAGAUCACAGUGGGGACUAGGGCUCCCUGUGCUCAGAACAGCCAGGGCCAUUUCCUUCUGGAUUGUCAUGGGCCCCCAACUCCAGUGCUCUGCAGAUGGGCCGGGACCAUGGGCCUCUGGGGCCUCCGUCUGCACACACUGUUCUCUCGGCUGAUGCUCCCACCUUUUGGAAGCCAAAGCUGCCAACUUGGCCUCUUGCAAAACACACAUUCCAUUCCUAAGUGCGUUUGUGCAUUUUUCCUCCCACACCCUUCUCAGCAGCCAAUGCAGAGCGCCAAGGCAGCUGCUGGGGAAGCUUAUUUGGGGGGAAGCAGCAUAUUUGGGGGGAAGUUUAUUUGGGGGGGGGGGAAGCAGCAUAGCACCAGGGCUUUGCAGAACCUCGGUUUAGGCUCUGUCAGGCUCCUCCGUUUCCUGGCCCUCCUCGCCCACCGUGGGCGGGUGGUGCAGGGCACUUUCCCACGUCUGUCCUGCAUUUUCUUUUGUCCCCGGUUUUGUAAAUAACCCCUUCCCUAUUCUACAGGAAACCCAUUAACGGAGACCUGAAAAAUACAGAAAAGUGAAAAUGGCUUCUAAUCCCACCACUGAGAGUUCAUGACUGCUUUACCAUCUCCUGGCAUCCUCGUCCCGAUUCCAGAGCAGUUUUUAAUAGCUGCAUAAUAUUCCAGCACGCUGUGUGCCCUAAGAUCUGAAACGGUUCCCUGUCAACACUGGAGCUGCUCCCAAAUGACGCUGCACUUACGUCCUUGCACAUCCAUCUCUGGCACAUAAUACGUCUGGAAAAAUUCCUAGCAGUGAAAUGAUUGGUUAGAGUAUGAACACUUAAGGUUUUGUUAAUUUCCGGACAGUUUUGACCACAUUUGCUAGCAUGGACAGGUUUCAAACGUUUGCCAGUUUGGUAAGUUAGACAAGGCGUUCAUUAUAGGUUUCAUUUCUGUUUUAAUAUCCUUUAUUGGCACCUGUUUUUUCCAGAAGCUUUUUGGCCAGUUGUUUCUCCUCAGUGAGGUGUCAGUAUCCUUCCCCCAUGUUUGUUUACUUUCCAUCCUGAAUUUGGAAGGUCUUGUAGAUUAAGUAUAGUUUACAUUUGUCAAUUAUUGCAAAAAUGUUUCUAGUUUAAAGUUUUAGAAGUUCUUUUAUGAUCUCUUCUAUUCGCUUUUAUGCUUAAAAAGCUUUCAUUGAUCCAGAGAUCAAUUUAGUAUCUAUUAAGUAUAUAUAUUUUUAAUGACUUAAUUUUUACACUUCUACCUUUAUUCUUCCUGGAAUUUAUUCUGGCAUAUGGUAAAUUUUCCCCAAAUAUUUUUAUGUAUCUUACCAAUGAAGGAGGAUGCCUCCUUUAUUAUGUAAGGCCAUGUAUGACGCAGAGCCUGUGUCCACGCUGUCUCUGUCUGUCUGUCUGACACUAGUUCCACACUGAUUUGUAGCCCUGUGUAUUACUUUACUAGCAAUGUCAGCAGCACCACCCCAGGCAAUGCGGGCAGGCCCACCGAACACUAGUUAGAUGCUUUGCUGCUCACUGGCUGGCUGCACUGCAGCCGGAACCCACUAGGACUUGCUCAGCAACCGAGGCCAGAGAAUCGGGUGGAACAUUCCACAGGCAGAAAGGUAAACCCAGAGCAGAGCCUAAUGCUUUGCUAAGACAGGGCAUCCCCAGAAGUCACAGCAAGGGAAGGACAUGGAGAGGGGAGCCUGGCUCCCUUGCCUUCCCUUCCCAGGCAGACUAGCCCUUUUGGACCUGGGUCCAACCCCAGAGCCAGAGGAUGACUUCCAGAGCCAACCCAGACCCGUGCUUUGGCUGGACGGAGGCCGGGCGAGGACAGGGCUGGGGGCCUUGUGUACUCCGGGACUCAGCAUCACCUCCAGUUCACCUUUCUCGCUGGAAAAAGUCCAUUCCACAUCAGUUAAGCUUUACGGUUGACAGCGCUCCCAGGCUCUGUACAAGCACUGAGAUCAGUAUCUUUCACCGUGUUAUACCCCACACCUCCAUCUGUAAGUCCCAGCCGGGCUCAGUCACUCACAAGGGCCACAGCGCAGAAGACGACACAGCCCAAGAGCCAGCUGGGGAAUAAGGACGUGUUCUGGAGGUUUACUUUCAGUGAGAAAAAAAACACCCUCAGAUUUCCUUCCAGCCUGCCUCUGAUGCUGCUGCCCUUGGUAAUGAGGGAGGGAAAGAGAAAAUUCCAGUUCAGUGAGAAAACCUUUAUAACCCUCUUCCUAGCUAGAGAGGGUGUAGCCAUCAUUCCCAAACCCUUUCCAACUGGAAAGAAGAGAAGCACAUCUAAUCCCGCCACUGUACUUAUUUUUAGGAGAUGCCAACAGGAGGCUGGGAAUCUUGGGGAAGGCCAUUAGGGCCCCCCAUCAAAGAAAUACGAUGGCUGGCCAAUCGCUUUCCUGAAGAGAAACAAUAAUUAGACAGAAAAGACAAUGCAAGGAAGCUAAGGGUCAGAAGUGAUCUGUCAUCAUCAGGCUUCUAGAAUAUGAGCGCCACAUGGCUCCACCAGGGACCGUGUCAGUCAGCGUCCCAGCUCCCCCAAUUUGGCACAGAGGGGAGAUGGGCAGCGACCUGUGAAAGGUCAUGUGUGACCAGGCCAGCGCCCUUCGCUCUCUGGGUUCCCAGCAUUACUCACCUGACAUCUUUUUGGGGACCUUAAACGUCUACAUCUUAGGUGUUUUAUAAACACUUGCUCUUAAAUCCUAAUACCAAUGGAAGUAAACAGCCUCGAUUUCACAGAUGAGUAAAAGGAAACUCGGAAUUUCACUCACUUGCCAUAGGUCACACAGCUGUGGCACUUGACAGUUUCAGCUGGUCUCCGUUGCCCGUCACUGCCAACCUGAUAGGCGUAGACGUCUUCCAUUUAGCACAGUGCUCGCUUUCCAUUCCUCAUGGGAACCCACAUCACUGGCUAAGUUCAGACUAUCUAGGGAGUGACCCUGGGAAGACUCAUUUGCUUUCUGCCUACAAGUGCUGGGGACCCAAAGGCCACUGAGCCUGGUGAGCUGGAGGUCAGCAUCCACGUCUGGAGUCUGGGAGUCCUUAGUAUCUGGAUUUCCCAGAACACAUGAACUGCUCUCCAAUGUCAUGGUGGAAGAGGGGAUAAAUCUUGCCCCAGAAUAAAGCCACUGGUUUUGUUUGUUCCAAUAUUG